Messenger RNA from Puccinia graminis f. sp. tritici CRL 75-36-700-3, 1182 nucleotides. RefSeq lists its product as uncharacterized. The coding region runs from base 1 to 1182 and encodes 393 amino acids. The transcript has a single exon. Lineage: Eukaryota; Fungi; Basidiomycota; Pucciniomycetes; Pucciniales; Pucciniaceae. The record is from RefSeq and is a predicted model, not a curated record.
AUGGCGACACCCACACCUACCAAGGACACCUCAAACUCGAUGGCGACACCCACAGGCCACACUAUUCUUGAUCCCACUCUCAUGGGAACUGAUAUCUCGGUUGUCCAACGACCUGUUCCCCCUGUUUCCAGUCUCACCUCAUCGGACAUCUCUGUCGUUCAAGCUCCACAACCGACCAACAAAGCAAAACCAAAAGGCAAGAAAGCGGCCACCAGUAGUACCAGUACCACUACUUCCAAAAAUCAAACCGAAUCUGAACCCGAUGAUAAAAAAGGAAGCUCCCGAACUUACCUUGAACAUGAAGACAUACAGCUCUGUAACUCGUGGCUCAAAAUCAGCGAGGAUCCAAAGAAAGGCACCGAUCAGUCGUUUGCUGCUUUCUGGGAUGCGAUUGCUAAGCACUAUGCGACUCACGUCCCCAACGCACCACGAUCGGCCAAAAGCCUCAAAAACCACUGGAGCGACAAGAUUCAGAAGGAGGUAAAUAAGUUUGUCGGCUGCGUUAAUCAAGUCCAACAAUUGAAUCCGAGCGGGACCACCUCUGCAAACCGACUCACGAUGGCGAUGUCAAUGUAUCAUAAAUUCUAUGAGAAACCUUUCACCAUGCUGGGCUGCUACGAAGUACUGAUCAACUCGCCAAAGUGGAACGACUAUUCUUGUGGCCUUGGGAAGAAGAAAGAAGGUGGUGCCGCAGUGUCCAACAAAAGAAAGGCACCAAACGACUCAUUGACCACCGACGCGACCCCCAAUUCAAGAUCGACUGAUGCUUCGGCGGUUGAGAGCGCUGGUGUUUCUAUCGAUUCCUCAGGUAGCGAGACCACUGGUCCUCCCUCGCGUCCAACCGGCCGCAAACGUGCAAAAUCCGACCACGCGGCCGAAUUAGAUGCCAAAAAAACCCAGGAAAGUUUGAGGAAGAUGGCGCAGGCUCACUCCGACAUUGCUGAAGUCGCGAAGAAGCAAAGCGGGUUUUUAGAAGCUCAACAAGCCGCAAUGAAUCGGUUAGCCGACGAGUCAAUCAUGUCGAAGGACCUUUCCGGGGCGAGCGAUAUGAUGAGGAGGUACUACGCGUUUGAGCAAGCUAAGAUUAUGGCUCGGUUGGAAAUGGAACUAUCGGCAUCGAACGCAGCACCAUCAAACACUGACAACGUGACGAGAACACCUGCGCCUGACACGUCUCGUUGA